This is a messenger RNA of Exophiala xenobiotica, 1377 nucleotides long. RefSeq lists its product as uncharacterized. The transcript is spliced from 9 exons. The record is from RefSeq and is a predicted model, not a curated record. Gene Ontology annotation, molecular function: transmembrane transporter activity. Gene Ontology annotation, biological process: transmembrane transport. Lineage: Eukaryota; Fungi; Ascomycota; Eurotiomycetes; Chaetothyriales; Herpotrichiellaceae. The coding region runs from base 1 to 1377 and encodes 458 amino acids.
AUGGGUGUCUUGUCGAGAAUAGCAUCUAAGCGGUCAACGCUCACAACAAAGAAUACUGAUGUCACGACCGCAGCUCAACUUACUCUGCGGCAGAGUUUGUGGCCGCUGAGUAUCGUGACGAUCCUGUUCUUCCUCUGGGUUUGCAAGCAGCAUACUUCGGGUGCGGCCAGGACUCGUCCGUCUGACAAUACAAACAAAUCGCUGACAGGCACGGCAGAGCAUAUCCGCUGGCGUCUCUCGGAUAUGCAAACUGGAUGCUUCGCCACUGGGGGAAGACUUGCAAGAGCCCAGGUGCACGAGAACACUGCUAAGUGGUUGCAGGUGGCCAGCCGGCGUCUAUCCGGACUCGGGUCUCUCGAAACAGCGGCAAACCCAUAUCUUUCAGUCUGUGGCCCUCCUCGGUACUCCGAACUUCGCAUCAACUUCGCCCAAGCCUUCAACGCGAUCGGGACGGUCAUUGGUCCUGUGCUUGGCUCUUUCAAAGAUACUGGCGACAGUGUUGCCGCCCUCAAAAAUGUACAAUGGGUGUACCUCGGGAUCGCGAUCUUUGUGUUUCUUUUGGCCUUUGUCUUCUUCAUCUCGCAUAUCCCUGAGGUUACGGAUGCCGACAUGGAAUUUCAGGUCCAAGAGACUCACGUUGGUGGAUCGGAGAAGCCGUUCUGGAAGCAAUAUCGGCUUUUCCAUGCCGCAUUUGCUCAGUUUAGCUACACUGGCGCCCAGAUUGCCAUAGCUAGCUACUUCAUCAACUAUGCUGUCGAUACCCGUCCAGGCACUGACAGCGCGACCGGGGCGAAGUUGCUGGCGGGCGCUCAAGGUGCAUUCGCCGUCGGUCGCUUCUCAGGGACGUUCUUGAUGAAGUUCGUCAAGCCACGAUACGUCUUCCUGGCUUACCUGACUGGAGUCGUUGCCUUCUUGGGAGCUGCGACUGGUGCGAGACAAAAUGCUGGAAUUGCAAUGUUAUACCUAACACUCUAUUUCGAGUCAAUCUGCUUCCCCACGAUCGUGGCGUUGGGCAUUCGUGGACUUGGGCGACAUUAUAAGCGUGGAUCCGGCUUCAUCGUCGGCGGUGUUUGCGGCGGCGCCUGUAUCCCUUCCCUCCUGGGGAAGGUAGCCGACAUGCACAACGACACCGGCAUUGCCAUGAUUGUGCCGACUGCGUUCAUGAUUGCCGCCGAGACAUACGCUCUUGCAGUGAACUUCGUGCCCGCAUACCGAAUCCCUGCCGACAUGGUGGGGAGCAGCACCAUUGGUAUUCAGACCGCGCAGGACACGGGUGACGUGGAGAAGUCGGAGGCCACGGGUGUCGCACGGGGAAUUGAUGGCUCUGAGGUCGUUGAGAUCCAGAAGCUCGAAGCAGGGCACACGUCGAUACAUUGA